Messenger RNA from Helianthus annuus (common sunflower), 1324 nucleotides. RefSeq lists its product as uncharacterized. The transcript has 6 exons. The coding region runs from base 79 to 1167 and encodes 362 amino acids. NCBI's taxonomy places the organism in Eukaryota, Viridiplantae, Streptophyta, Magnoliopsida, Asterales, Asteraceae. The record is from RefSeq and is a predicted model, not a curated record.
CUUCGUGUGCGGUUCAUAAGGAUACGGGCUGAAAACCUGAAAGAAGCCAAAAGCAAUAAGCAUAGUGUUUCAAAAACAAUGAAAAGCAUCUGGGAUAAAUUUAGUACAGGAGUUAAACAAGACACGCCUGCAUCAAGAAAACCAAAAAACAAUAACGAAGAAGUGACGAAGAAGCCUAACGCAAGUCCAGAAUGUUCCACUGACUGCAGCCCGGUCAAAGAGGUACCCGUCACAACCACUGCCACCACAACUGCCAGCAGCCAAGAACCGGUAUCAACAACUGCGUCUCAUCAAUCAGCACAAGAAGACACACAUUCGGAGAUCCUGUUACCUAAUACAGCAGAUCACCAACAAAAAAGCCAGUGUCCUUCACCAAAAAUGUAUUCGAGCGGGCUAGAAAACUGUCAUGAAUGGAUUAAUGAGUACUCUCAAACCGAGAGUGAUUGGAACGAUGAAGAAGAAGAAGAUUAUUGUAGUUAUAAUUGGGUUAGUGACAUUGCUCGCCCACGAAGCGAUUGGGAAUGCAUGAGGCAGGAAAGGUACGAAGAGAUGCUUCAUCUUCAACCCUCCAAUCAAGACAUUUCGCAACUUUUGGAAAGAAAAACUGUUUCGGGUUUUCUUUCAAGUGAUCAGAGGAGCAUGUUAGACCAGUUAAUGGUGACUCGCGCACAAAGCAUUUCAAGAACAGAAACCAAAAAAGAAGAAAAACAUGAAGAAAGUGAGUUCACUGAUCAAACCGCGGGUUCAUCCCCACCAACGCGAUCACCAGCUCUACAAGAAAGAUCAAGAAAUCAUCAUCAUCGUCGUCGUCAUUGUAGUCAACAUCACCCUUCCCUUGAUAUGGAAUUCAUAUAUGAUUUAAGAAAACAUAUGGAGCAAAUUCAUCAAGAACUCAUGGAAUUAAGGAAAGCAGUAACCAGUUGUGUCAACAUGCAGAUCAAGAACCAACAGCAGCCAAUUCAAAAGAAGAGAAGCGAGCAAACCAGCCCGACCCGCAGCUGCUGUGUAUGUUAUACAAUGCAAGCAGACUCAUUUCUGUACAGAUGCGGGCAUAUGUGUGCAUGCUACGAUUGCGGUCUAGAGUUGCAAUGUACCAGUGGUAAAUGCCCGAUAUGUGAGGAUCCGAUUUUGGAUGUUGUAAGGGCAUGUGCUUAUGGUGGUGACUAGUUGUUGCUUGUAGCUAAUUGCUAGUUAAAAUCGCUUAGAUCUAAUGUAUUUAAAACUUUUUCUUUCACCACAUUAUGGUUGAGGAGAGGUUGUUUUUGUAAAAGGAGAUCAAUGCACCUUUAAACGUGUUACACAUCACCGAUGGAUCUAAAGCGGU